GUAAACCAGUCGUGAAAGUCGCACAGAAACGUGAAGACCAUUCUAAAGGAUCAACAACAUUCGUUAACAACAGCAAUAACCACAUUACAGUCAAGUCAACAAAGUAAAUGGAAAUGAGAAAAGUUACUGAAACGCUGCUGACUACACUGCUCUGCCUAAGCCUACACUGCAGCAGAAAUGUCGCUGGACAACAAAGAUUUCACGCACGGCAACACACAGCAGAAUUUCUGCCAAGGUACCAACACUUCAAAGGUGAUGACUUGAGCAACCACGGUGCGGCUGCGGGACUAGGGACGUCUGGAUUCGUACUGCCUGUACCGAUUCAUGGGGAAGGACUACUAGGUUAUGGUCCCCAAUCGUCACAGUCCAUUCGAUUUGGUCAGCGCUUUCCUAUGAACUUCAAUCAAAUAUCCGCACACGGAAGCGUUGGCAACGGAGUCUAUAGCGGGCCUGGAAGCUAUACCAUCCCCUGGCCCAGUGAUAAUAACCGUAGAAGCGCAUACCGUGGGAGAUCACCAAGAGAUCCACCACAACAUUUAGAUGGAACCAGUGAUGUACGAUAUUCAGCGCCUCUGGCCGCACGGAUCCACGAUACAACAGGCAGAACCCAUGUUUCUGGUCGGGGCUACGGAACACAGUACAACUUAAAGAAUGAUAACAACCACAGCUAUAGGGAUGAGUACCAUUCCACAAAUAACGAAGGUCAUCACUACGGAAACGGGUACAGCUCUAGAAAUGAAGAAGACCGUCGCGACGGAAACGGGUACAACACUGGAAAUGAAGAAGACCGUCGCUACGGAAACGGGUACAGCUCUAGAAAUGAAGAAGACCGUCGCUACGGAAACGGGUACAACACUGGAAAUGAAGAAGACCGUCGCUACGGAAAUGGGUACAGCUCGAGAAAUGAAGAAGACCGUCGCUACGGAAACGGGUACAGCUCUAGAAAUGAAGAAGACCGUCGCUACAGAAACGGGUACAACACUGGAAAUGAAGAAGACCGUCGCUACGGAAACGGGUACAACACUGGAAAUGAAGAAGACCGUCGAUAAGGAAACGGGUACAACACUGGAAAUGAAGAGGACCGUCGCUACAGAAACGGGUACAACACUGGAAAUGAAGAAGACCGUCGCUACGGAAACGGCAAACGGAUACAACUCAAGAAAUGAAGAAGACCGUCGCUACAGAAACGGGUACAACACUGGAAAUGAAGAAGCCUGUCGCUACAGAAACGGGUACAACUAAAGAAAUGAAGAAGACCGUCGCUACGGAAACGAGGUACAACUCAAGAAAUGAAGAAGACCGUCACUACAGAAACGGGUACAACACUGUAAAUGAAAAGACCGUCAGUAUGGAAAUGGGUACAACUCAAGAAAUGAAGAAGACCAUCAUUAUGGAGAUGGGUACAACACUAGAGAUGAAGAAUACCGUCUCUAUGGAUAUGGGUACAACUCUAGAAAUGAAGAAGGCCGUCACUACAUAGACAAUAAUGGCCGUAGUGAUAACGAUGGCCACUAUCACCAUGUAACUGCUACAAAUACUGGUAUUGCUGGCGUGCCACAUCGAAUUCUGAAAGGUCUGGGCAAAUCUUCAGACAGAACAGCACAUUUACCAAGAGUAGGUUCCUUCUUGCGGAAAUUAUUCAAGGGCAAACCUACAUAAUAUAUACUCUAAUAUACUAAGUAAUAAGAAAAAAUGUUUUUACAAUAAUUUAUGAGGUUGCAUAUUUUUCACAUACACACAUGGUGGUAACGUCACAGAUGUAAAUACAUCUAAUAGGGGAGUGAUAUUUUGAGUGCUCAAUGACUCAAUUCAAUCAUGGAUAGUGAAAGAGAUUACGAUAUUUUAACUUGAG
Messenger RNA from Priapulus caudatus, 1852 nucleotides. RefSeq lists its product as uncharacterized. The record is from RefSeq and is a predicted model, not a curated record. NCBI's taxonomy places the organism in Eukaryota, Metazoa, Priapulida, Priapulimorpha, Priapulimorphida, Priapulidae. The transcript has 4 exons. The coding region runs from base 652 to 1242 and encodes 196 amino acids.